This is a messenger RNA of Schizophyllum commune H4-8, 2011 nucleotides long. RefSeq lists its product as uncharacterized. The record is from RefSeq and is a predicted model, not a curated record. The coding region runs from base 248 to 1690 and encodes 480 amino acids. The transcript has 7 exons. Lineage: Eukaryota; Fungi; Basidiomycota; Agaricomycetes; Agaricales; Schizophyllaceae.
UUGCGCGGUACAUAAGGGUGAGGGGCGGUGCGUCGACCCGUCCAUGUCGGUGGACGAGCAGUAGGUGUUGUGUUAUACUUGGAGCGGGACUAUACCGUUCUGGCGCGGCUAAGCGCCGUCCAUUUUCUUUCCUCUUCUUAUUUCUGUUCUUUCCUCAUCUUCUGUUGCGUGCCCUCUGCGUUUUGCUUCUCUUCUCAGCUUUCCCCCUAAUUCUUCCUCCCAUUUUCUACUCGACUGACGCUUCGUAAUGACCUCCCGACACCCAUCGAAUUACGACACAGAGCUGCCGCCCUACUCGCGCAGGCGCCCGAGGACGGCAGUCCCUUCUACAUCUCAUCAUCAGUCGCACACUCGCGGACUGUCCGACCCACGUCUGCCCACAUCUAAUGGACGUCUACCUACAUCCGCUGGGCGUCUGGCUACAUCUUCUGGACGCGCAUCCACUGAACACACGUUUGCCCUCGACGACGGUUCGGCCGUCCUACGGCUAUGGAGCAGUGCCAGGUCGACGCGGUCACAUCCGACCUUUCACGAAAAGGACAACAUCGUGGGCGCCCUUGAAGUGCGCGCGGGAAGGUUGGACGGCGUGCAUGAGAUUAUAGCGACAGUAACAGGCCGCGUCAUCUCAGGCUCCCGACCAGAGGAUGCCUUCACCUUCCUGGACGAGCGUCAGUCCUUGUACUCUCGCCCACCGGGCCCUUCGCGCCGCAUGUCAGUCGCGAACAUCGUGCGUCCUUCCACGUCGGGUGCAGGGCGCAGUGGGCGUAGUCUGCGGCCUUUGACGUCGGCAGGUGCUGGCCCAUCAGUGGCGAGCAUGGCUGAGUCGGAAAUGACCACUCUUCUCAAUCAGCCCACUGGCAAUGUCCGCACAUUCCCGAUCGACAUCUCGCUACCCCGUGAAGUCGUCGUCGGUGGUCAGCACGUGAAGCUACCAGAGACCUUCGUGGAGAAGCGCACACCUGUCAGUGUGCAGUACGAACUCACGAUCACGCUCUCGCGCGGAGCGUUGCGUUCGGUGCAGCAAAUCCGCACAUCCAUCGUCUACGUCCCCAUUACUCGCCCAGGCCCACCUUCCCUCGUACGCGAGCUAGCAGAGGAGCAGGGGCUCCUCGUGCCGGGACCAGCGGACGACCCUGGCGGUUGGAUCUCCUGUGCACCGACGAUCGUGAAGGGCAAGGUGUUCAAGUCACGGAAGGUGCAAAUCCAGUGUACACUAUCUCUCGCGAAGCCACUCGCCUACACGCGUGGCAGCGCUCUGCCUGUGGCCGUAGAAUUUCGGUCGGGCGAUGCGCAAGCCCUGGACCUACUUGCCGCGCCUGGUGCCAUACCCCUACGGCUUCGUCGCCACGUCCGCUACUGGGCGCCCCCUGCCUCACGUCCGAGGGAGGUCGCGUGGAGCGAGGUAGUGGAUGAUCUCGCGACGGCAACGUGGUGGCAUGAGGUUGGACCUGCGCCCUCUGGUACGCGAAGACUUGCUGGAGAGAUCCUGCUGCCUCGCGAUCUUGCACCGACAGGCGGCGUACAUACCUUCAGCGUCAAGUACUCCGUCGUCCUACUCCCUUUCGAGGCCACGGGCUUCGUCGCAAAGCGUCCCGAUACCAUCGCAGUCUCUGAGACCGUAGAAAUAACGACCAAGCACCCGCGCGGGCACGGGGCACGUCAGCAGCAGCAACCGCCCGCUUACGAAUGAACGAUUCGCCGCUCCGGUAGCGGUUGUUACGAUCUGGACGCCGCUGGUACGGUUAUGCAUGCUUCGUUUCGUUCUGUUUGUUUUGUUCUGUUCUAUCCUGUUCUCAGUGUAAUAGUAGGGUCCCCUGUAUCAUUAGAUGGUGACUUCUUGGAUGUCAUGCUGCUCAAGUGAACGAGCACAACGCCAUCCGGGUCAAAGCUCUGCAAGUCGCCGUACACGCUUCCGUCAAGCCCGAGGAUUUCAUGCAAAGUCCUGUGCCCAUCGAGUACAAAUACAUAUGUCGAACCUCCGGACCUAUAUGACUUACAUUUGAGUGGUCAA